Molecule: messenger RNA, 948 nt
Organism: Durotheca rogersii
Lineage: Eukaryota; Fungi; Ascomycota; Sordariomycetes; Xylariales; Xylariaceae
Product: oxidoreductase
Exons: 4
Coding region: 1-948 (315 amino acids)
Source: RefSeq, a predicted model, not a curated record
AUGCCUGCGCUAUCUGGGUUCGCGAACUUUGAUCCGGAAAAAGAUAUCCCAUCCCUCCGCAGCAAAGUGAUAUUCGUCACAGGUGGAACCGCGGGACUCGGAAGAGCAUCGGUCUUAGCCCUCGCGAAACAUGAGCCGGCCCAUAUCUACUUCACCGGCCGUAAUGUGCAAGCUGGCGAGUCGGUCAUCGCGGAGAUCAAUAAAACGGACCCCUCGGUCGGCGCUACCUUCGUAAAGAUGGACAUGACGUCGCUGUCCUCGGUCAAGAGAGCCUGCGCUCAGUUCUCUCACGACCGCAUCGACCUUCUCAUGUGUAACGCCGGUAUCAUGGAUAUGUCGCCGGCCCUGAGCGAGGACGGAUUCGAGAUACACUUCGCGGUUAAUCACAUGGCACACGGGAUGAUCAUUUGGGAACUCCUACCCGUCAUGGCGAAAACUACAGAUAUACCGAAUUCCGACGUUCGACUUGUCAUUCUCACCUCUGCCGCCUGGCGAGCGCACUCGAGGAACGGGAUCGCGUUCUCCUCACUUCGGACCAAGCAAGAGAGUUCUAGCUUUCUCGGCAUGAAUAUGCGUUACGGCCAGAGCAAACUUGCGAAUAUCUUAUACGCUGCCGAGAUUGCGCGGCGAUACCCUUGCAUCAAGUCCGUCUCCGUUCAUCCCGGCGUUGUCUCGACAGACAUGGUAAAUAACUUGUCGCUGGGGAGGAAGGCUUUCGUAUACGGCGUCAACUGGCUCAUGGGAAUCAGCGUGGUGGACGAGAGCGAAGGUCGCCUCAGCCAGCUCUGGGUAGCGGCAGGUGCGAAAAGGGAUGAGCUGGUGAACGGGGCGUAUUACAUGCCAGUUGGCGUGCAAAGCAACAACAAGCUAGACAGCUACGCAAAGAGCAAGGAGCUGGCGCGAGAGCUAUGGUCGUAUACAGAGAACAUCGUGGGAAAAGUGGUGUAA